Molecule: messenger RNA, 4296 nt
Organism: Panthera uncia (snow leopard)
Lineage: Eukaryota; Metazoa; Chordata; Mammalia; Carnivora; Felidae
Product: zinc finger protein 883-like
Exons: 1
Coding region: 373-1926 (517 amino acids)
Source: RefSeq, a predicted model, not a curated record
ACAGCGUGAGUGGGGGCAGGGCAGAGAGAGAGGGAGACAUAGAAUCUGGAUCAGGCUCCAGGCUCAGAACUGUCAGCACAGAGCCCGACACGGGGCUUGGCUUGAAUUCACCAACCUUGAGAUCACGGCCUGAGCUGAAGUCGGACGCUUAACCGACUGAGCCACCCAAGUGCCCACCGUAAAUUAUUUUUUGACUACUAGACUUAUAUUCGUGACCAAUAGUAUUUAUGCAAUUAUUAUCUCAUUCCUGCUGUAGCCAUUUCCUUCUUCUAGUACAGGGAACAUUUUUACUUUUCCCCUGCAGAUUUGGAGACCAGAAAAUUAAGCCCAAAGAAUGUAUUUUCUGAAGAAGAAUCAUACCAGGGGAUAAGUAUGGAGAAAAACACAGAGGUUGAUGCAAGUUUGAAAGAAGCCUGGGGGUAUACAGAGUUCAAAGAGGAUGCUCAAGAUAGACUCCGGAAAGAAGCAACGGUUAUCUUCAAGAAAAUAACUUCUGUAGCUGAGAGUAACCCCAAAUGUAUUGAAUCUGGCAGACGUGUUAGUCAAAAGUCAGACUUUGUCACACAAUCAAGACAUCCUAAAGAAGAGAGACCAUAUAUAUGUGAUGCUCAGGGAAAGAUCUUUAAACAGAAUUCAAAAUUAGCAAGACAUCAGAAAGAUAGCACAAAUGAGAAAGCUCUUCAGUGUAAUGAAUGUAGUAAACUACUCAGUGAUCGCUCAGUAUAUGUGCAACAUUGUGUAGCUCAUAGUGGAGAAAAAAAUUUGGAAUGUAAUCAGUAUGGGAAGACCUUUGGCCAUGGCAUACACCACACUGAACAUGAGAAAACCAAUAUUGGAGAGAAGUCUUAUGAAGAUAGGAAAGGCUAUAUCUGGGACUCGUACCUUACCAAACAUCGUCAGAGUGUUCAUGGUGGGAAGGAAUAUGAUGCGCAUGAAAGAGCCUUAAUUCAGAAUGCACCUUUUAUUCAGCAUCAGAGAACCCAAUACAGAGAGAAACCUUAUGAAUGUAGUGAAUGUAGAAAAGCUUUUGGUAAUUAUUCAGCCCUUACAGUACAUCAGAGAAUUCAUACUGGAGAGAAACCAUAUGAAUGCAAUGAAUGUGGGAGAGCCUUUAAUCAUAGUGCCUCUCUUAUUCAACACCAGAGAAUCCAUACUGGAGAGAAGCCCCAUGAAUGUAAUGAAUGUGGGAAGGCUUUUAUUAAGACAACGCACUUUAUUCAACAUCAGCGAAUUCAUACUGGAGAGAAACCUUUUGAAUGUAACGAAUGUGGUAAGGCCUUCAGUCACAAUUCAUCCCGUAUUGAACAUCAGUUUAUUCAUACUGGAGAGAAGCCCUAUGAAUGCAGUAAAUGUGGGAAAGCCUUUAGCCACAACUCGUCCCUUAUCGUCCAUCAGUUUAUUCACACUGGAGAGAAACCCUACGAAUGCAGUGAAUGUGGCAAGGUCUUCAGUCAGAGCUCACACCUCUAUCAACAUCAGAGAACUCACACUGGAGAGAAACCUUACACCUGUAAUGUCUGUGGGAAAGCCUUUAGUGAUCGAUCGGCCCUUAUUCGCCAUCAGAGAACUCAUACUGGAGAAAAACCCUACACGUGUAGAGAAUGUGGUAAAGCUUUCAGUCAGAGCUCAACUCUCAUAAAACAUACAAAAAUCCACACAGGAGAGAAACCUUACACCUGUAAAGAUUGUGGGAAAGCGUUCAGCCAGAGUUCGUCUCUUACUCAGCAUCAGAAGAUUCACACUGGAGAGAAACCGUUUGGUUGUCCUGAGUGUGGGAAAGCCUUCAGCAGAAGUGCCCAUCUUACUCAACAUCAGAGGAUUCACACUGGAGAGAAGCCCUGUGAGUGUAAUGAAUGUGGGAGAGCUUUUAGGUGUAGUUCAGCCCUCAUUAGGCAUCAAAGACUUCAUAGUGGAGAAUCACUCUGAACGUGUCAUCCAGACUCUUCACUUUGUUAAAUACCAAAGAAUCAGACUCUCGUGGGUUAUUAUAAUUGUGAUCCUUUUUUUUUUUUUUUUCCAAAUGCUGAAAAUGCUCCCAUUUCCUCCUGCAAAGGAUUAGCUGCCGGAAUACCACAAAUCCACAGGAAGAAACACUGAUCUGAAACCUGGAGUAGCCCAAGAGACUCCAACCAUCAGACUUUCUGUGUGUGCGUGUAUGUGUGUAUUUUCAUCUGUACCUGAAAAUGACUAAUGUCACCAGGAAGUGAUUUUUUUUUUCCCCUGGCCCCAGGGAUAGGCUGUUCCAACAUGCAAAGGAGUUCUAGUUCAGAAUUGAGCCCAUUGCUCCUCCUUGUACUGACAGGAAUACUGCCGUGUCCAAGUUCAAUCGACUCAUGGUGGAUCGUAUAUUCAGCGACCUUUCUAUGAAUCUUUGCCUUACUAUACAAUUAUUCCUACCCCUAGCAAUACUGUCCUCACUAAAAGGGCUCCUUUGAACUCUCCCUUCUCACUGACUUUCCUAUCCUUCUACUUAAAGUGCUUAUAUAGUGUUAGCUACAGCUUCAAGUUCAACAGGGCUUGAGUUUCAGAGCUGAAAAGCACAACUGAAGAUAGAGAAAAAAAAAAAGGAUUUUUUGUUCCGAAAACUGUAAGACAAAAUACUCUGAUGGAAUGGUGACAUCUGGAAAUAAUCAUUGAAAUACAUGAAUUUUUUAGUACUUUCAGAAAUUCUAGGUGAGGGAAAAGAGUCCUCCAUAACAGUGUCUGUUAUUAGAAACCGAGCCCUUAAAAUAAUGUUCAAUAACCCCUUAGGUAGCAAGGUCCUUUCAAAAGCUUUUCUUUGGAGCCAGUGGUUUGGAUUGUGGAGAAACAUUUGCCCUACCUCCAGAGGCCUCAUCAUAGAUAAGAUUAUCUAUGUUUAGAACAAGUUUAUAUUGUUAAAACAAAUUUAUGUGGUUAAAACUACUCAUGGUUGACUUACUUGUGUUGAAUAAAGGGAAAAUGAAUAUACAUGUUAUAUCUCAAACUCCUCCAAGAAGCUUGGAUAGAUUUCACUAUUGUGAUGAGCUCAUUGUAUGUUGACUCCAGGUUUGAUUUGAGGAUUGCGGGACCAGAUCUUUGUUGAUUAAAGCAGGACUUUCUGCCUUUUCUGAGGAGGCAUUACUAUUUUUUAGGGUUGUUGUUUUUUUAAUCAAGAGGCAGUUGUGGGGCGCUUGGGUGGCUCAGUCGGUUAAGUGUCCGGCUUCGGCUCAGGUCACGAUCUCACGGUUUGUGAGUUCAAGCCCCAUGUUGGGCUCUGUGCCGACAACUCAGAGCCUGGAGCCUGCUUCAGAUUCUGUGUCUCCUCUCUCUCUGCCCCUCCCAUGUUCACACUCCGUCUCUCUCUCUCAAAAAUAAACAUUAAAAAAAUAAAAAAAGAGGCAGUUGUUACAUUAUCACUCUUUAAUUUGCAAGUUAGUCUUCUUUAAGACCCAACUUAAAGUGUCACCUUGUUCCUGACCACCACAGUUGAAAAUAAUCUGCUCUUCUGAAAACCUGUGCCACUCAUUAUAUCCCUCAUAUAUGCCUAUAAAAUCUAUUUUUAGUUCGAUCUUCCUAUUGGGCUUUCUCUCUGGCUUUAACACAGUUCUCCCUGUGAGGAAAGUAACUAUCAUGUUAGGUCUUUUGUUGUUGACUUUAAGCAAAGUACCUGCACACUUUUUUUUUUUUUUUUAAUUUUUAAGUUUAGAGCAUGAGCGCACAAGAACAGGGCAGAGGGACAGAAUCUUAAGCAGGCUUCAUGCUCAGCACAGAGCCCGACACAGGGCUUGAUCCCACAGCCCUGGAAUCAUGACCUGAGCCAAAAUCAAGAGUAGGGUGCUCAACCAACUGAGCCACCCAGGUGCCCCCACAUGGUUUUAAAAAUUCAUAUACUGGGGUGCCUGGGUGGCUCACUCAGUUAAGCGUCCAACUCUUGAUUUUGGCUCAGGUCAUGAUCUCAUGGUUUGAGAGUUCGAGCCCCAUGUCAGGCUCUGUGCUGACCGCUCGGAGCCUGGAGCCUGCUUCAGAUUCUGUGUCUCCCUCUCUCUCUAUCCCUCCCCCACUCACAUUCUGUCUCUCUCAAAAAGAAAAAAAAAAGUUAAAGAUCCAUUCUUUUCCUUUUACAAGCAUAAGGUAAGGUAGAAGUCAAUGACCAAACUGCCAUUUGUUUUUUGUUUGUAUUUAGGUCUCCCCAAACCCCUUUCAGAAGAUUUCCCUGGCAGUAAUAGCUAAUACUUGUGAAGAUUUUUUAUACUCCGGGCACUGUUCAGGCACCUCUAUGCACCAGCUCAUUCAUUUCUCCCAACAGUGCUCUUAGAUAGGUACUCUUAUCCCUGU